AUGUUGAACCAUAGUAGCUUCUACGCCUCAUCCUCUGUGCCGGACCACCUCGCGGAUUAUGACCUCAGUCGACCCAUUCAGCCCAUCAGAGGCAUGAGACAAGGCCUACCCAACUAUGGCGACCCGCACUUUGCCCUCUUCCUCCGCAAAGCCUUCAUCAAGGCCCUCGGCUACAGCGAGGAUGCCCUCUCGCGGCCUAUCGUGGGCAUCGUCAACACAUAUUCCGCCUUCAACCCCUGCCACGCCAACGUGCCGCAGCUCAUCGAGGCGGCCAAGAGGGGCGUGCAGCUGGGCGGCGGACUGGCGAUGGAGUUCCCCACCAUCAGCAUCCACGAGUCCUUCUCCUCGCCGACGAGCAUGUUCCUGAGGAACCUGAUGAGCAUGGACACGGAGGAGAUGAUCAGGGCGCAGCCUGUGGAUGCCUGUAUUGUCAUUGGGGGAUGUGACAAGACAGUCCCUGCCCAGAUCAUGGGAGGCAUCUCAUCGGGCAAGCCUGUGCUGCCCCUGAUCACGGGCCCAAUGAUGCCCGGCAGCUUCAGGGGCCAGAGGAUCGGCGCCUGCACCGACUGCCGGAACAACUGGGCUGCGUACCGUGGCGACGAGCUCGACGUCGAGGAUAUCUCGGAGCUCAAUGCAGAGCUGGCCCCUACCGCUGGGUCGUGUGGUGUGAUGGGUACCGCGUCAACCAUGGCCUGCCUCGUCGCCGCUCUAGGACUGAUGGAUCUGAGAGCUGGCGCGACAGCCCCAGCGGUAUCAAGCGCACGCCUUCGUGUGGCCGAAGACACAGGCAAGAAUGCCGUCCUCGCAGCACAGUCCCUCACAAACAGCACCGACAGCCCGCUCUCCCUGGCCACAGUGCUGAGCGAGGCCUCCUUCCACAACGCCGUUACUGUGCUGCAGGCCAUAGGUGGCUCCACGAACGGCAUCGUCCACCUGCUCGCCAUCGCCAACCGCCAUCCCGGCGUGGCAGGCAAGGUCACCCUGCAGACGAUUGACGACAUCGGGCGCAGGACACCUCUGCUUGUGGACCUCAAGCCGAGCGGUGACAACUACAUGACCGACCUGCACAACGCCGGGGGGAUGCUGGCCCUGUUGCAUACGCUGCGCCCGCUCCUACGGCUCGAGGCGAUGACAUUGACAGGGCAGACGAUGGGACAAGUCCUGGACGCGACCCCGUUCAGGACCUUUCCGUUCUCGCGUGCCAUUAUCCGGCCGCUCGACGACCCCGUCUACGAGUCUUCAUCGCUGCUCGUCUUGAGAGGCAACCUGGCACCCCACGGGGCCGUCAUGAAAGCCAGCGCCAGCAAAUACCGGCACCUCCUCUCCCACCGGGGCCGGGCGGUCGUCUUUGCCGGGCCUGCGGACCUGGCUGCGCGCAUAGACGAUCCCGACCUCGCCGUUGACAAGGACUCCGUGCUGGUCCUGCAAGGCAUCGGCCCCAUAGGCUUUUUGAAUCCUGGAAUGCCCGAGGCGGGGCUGGUCCCCAUCCCAAGGAAGCUUGCCGUCCAGGGCGUCCAGGACAUGCUCCGCCUCUCAGACGGGCGCAUGUCGGGCACGGCGGGUGGGAGUGUCAUCCUGCACAUCUCGCCCGAGGCGGCGCUGCCCGAGAGCGUCCUCGGCGUCGUCAGGAAUAGGGAUGUGAUUGUGUGUGAUGUGGACAAGAGGCUGCUGGAGGUAGAGCUGAGCGCGGACGAGAUCGCCCGCAGGAUAGCAGAGAGGAGGGAGAGGCUGGAUGGGACCAAGGAGAGCCGUGGUCCGAGCGAGAGGAGGAGAAAGCCGGUCCGGGGCUACAGGGGUCUCUAUGAACGCCAUGUGAACCAAGCAGAAGACGGCGUGGACUUUGAUUUCUUGACGGCUGCAGGAGCAGAACAUUCUAGCUUCUGAGCUGGGAGACCCUAGGCUGGCCCACGCAGCAGGAUGGAGGUAGAUGAGAAAGAGGAGGAGGAGGAGGCUUUCUAUUGACGUCCGCCUGGGCGCAGACUUGAUAGCCAAUAUGGCUAGGAGUCGUAGCUAGUCUGAGAGGACAUGUAUGGGAUCUCGCAGACAUAGCAGACUGUUUAAAUCAAUAGAAGUCCCCAUGCACAC
This is a messenger RNA of Cryphonectria parasitica EP155, 2085 nucleotides long. RefSeq lists its product as uncharacterized. Gene Ontology annotation, molecular function: hydro-lyase activity. Lineage: Eukaryota; Fungi; Ascomycota; Sordariomycetes; Diaporthales; Cryphonectriaceae. The record is from RefSeq and is a predicted model, not a curated record. The coding region runs from base 1 to 1884 and encodes 627 amino acids. The transcript has 4 exons.